Molecule: messenger RNA, 2259 nt
Organism: Fraxinus pennsylvanica
Lineage: Eukaryota; Viridiplantae; Streptophyta; Magnoliopsida; Lamiales; Oleaceae
Source: the annotation of a GenBank genome assembly
AUGGCUUCUGUUCGCUUAGAUCAAAAUGGAGAGUGUGUUGAUAUCAUGUCAGUUGAGCAUUUACUUCCCUUAGACUCUUCUGAUGCAUGUGAUGACUUUGGAGAGCCAGAUAUCCUUCCUCGAAUUGGAGAUGAUUAUCAACUUGAAAUUCCACCGUCUAUUGAAAAAUCCCUCUAUAUUUCGUACACAAGGAACUCAACAAAUGCACAGAAUGGAGUUCAUUCCCACCACAACUUCUUUAUUGGGUUGCCCAUACCAGUAGUGUGGAUCAAUCCUGGAGGCGGGUGCAUGAGGCAAGACACAUGGGAAGAACUAAAAAUUGCUUCAAAUUUCAGCUCUUCAGAAGUUAAUAGUAUCAAGGAAUCAGAAAAUUUACCAACGGAAGACAAAUUCCACCAAUCCUGUGAUCGAGGCUACUUUUUAGUUCUUGAAUUACCUAGUGAUUUUUGGAGUGAUAUCGAGAAGGAUAGCUUCCUUCUUGGUUUGUACAUCUUUGAGAAGAACUUUGUUCAGCUCAGGCAAUUCAUUGAAAGUAAAGAGAUCGGUGCUAUAUUAUCAUUUUAUUAUGGGAAAUUUUAUGGUUCCGAGAACUAUCGUAGAUGGUCAGAAGGCCGAAAGGUGAGAAACAAGAGGUAUGUACAUGGGCAAAAGAUCUUUUCUGGUUUGAGGCAAGAGGAAUUAAUAUCUCGCAUCCUUCCUAGCAUGUCAGAAGAAUGUCAAAAUGCUCUAGUGGAGGUCUCGAAGUCAUUUGGGGAGGGGAAAUUGUCACUACAAGACUACGUAUCCUCUUUGAAGGCCGUGGUUGGGAUAAAAGUUCUUAUAGAAGCAUUUGCCAUUGGUAAAGGAAAGCAAGAUCUCACGAGAAUGGCCUUGGAAACUUCAAGGUCCAAUCAAGUUGUUGCUAUGCGCCCUGAGAUACCAACUGGCCGAGCAUGGUCGUCCCUUACGGCCAGUGAAGUUAUCAAGUUUCUAACAGGAGAUUACCGAUUGAGCAAAGCUCGCUCAAACGAUCUAUUCUGGGAAGCAGUUUGGCCUCGUUUACUAGCAAGAGGUUGGCAUUCGGAGCAACCUAAAGAUCAGAGCUUUAUUGCUGGUUUGAAGCAUGGUUUGGUUUUCCUAAUUCCUGGUGUCAGAAAAUUCUCUAGAAGGAAACUAGUGAAAGGAGACCACUAUUUUGAUUCAGUGAGUGAUGUCUUGAGCAAAAUUGCCAAAGAACCUGAACUUCUUGAGAUUGAAGCAGAAGAAGAUCAUGAUCUGCCUACAAUUCAACGUCAUUGUUAUCUUCAACCUCAAACUCCGAAUCGCAAUAGUGAUAUUAUGAAAUUUGCGGUUGUAGAUACUAGUCUCACUGAUGGGAAACCUUAUAAAUUGAAAGAAUUGAGAAGCCUGCCAUUUGAAAUUUCCAGCAUGUUGACUUCGCGAAAUUGUUCCAAAGUUAGUGAGGAAAGUACUGACGAGACUACUGAUGAAUCUGACAGUGUCAAUACCAUGCAUGUUGAUUCUGGAGAGACAGAUAAUGCCAGUAUCCAGACAACUAAAUUCAAUGGGGAAAUGCUUCCUGGUAGGAAAGAUCUCGAUGCUAAUGCCCCAUACCAAGAUAUUCAUUCCAUUAGUCCUGAUGUUGAUAACAUGCUCUUGAGUAGCUUGAAGAAUAAAAAAUAUUUACACUUGGACAAGCGAUCAAGGAAGGUGGUAAACUCCCGUUUGUGCCGGAAGCAGAAACAAGAAAAUGUAGACAUUAUUGCUCCCAUCACGAAACGGCAUAGGGAACUAACUGCUUGUAGUUGUGAGGAAACAAGAAAUGGUUUGAUUCAUUCCUCGAGGGUUCCGGGGUCAGAAAAUAAGAUUUCUAGUUGCUUCUCAGGCAUUCAUGAACUUUCUGAGUAUACAUCGAUUGAAGUUGGUUCUUCUCAUGAUAAAUGGUCAUCCACCAUUUCCCCGAAAGGUAGUCCCAUUGGUAGCGUUGAGUGUACUCCUAACAGAAAUGUUGAUGCAGCAGAAGCCCCUCUAGAGAACCCUCAAACUCAGAUAUCGAUUGACCUUAAUUUUCCUCAAGUUCCCCCGGACUUGGAGAAUGGUUUCUUAGCAACAGAAUCACAAAAUUCCUCUGCUACUGAGGCUAGUUACAAGCAGAAGCCUAACAUGAAUAUGCGAAGGCAUAGCACUAGGAACCGGCCUCCAACUAUCAGAGCACUUGAAGCUUUGGCAAAUGGUUUUCUAACCGCAAAUCGGCGGAGAAGUAAAAGUUCCAGUAGUUAA